Messenger RNA from Aspergillus steynii IBT 23096, 1590 nucleotides. RefSeq names its product putative salicylate hydroxylase. Gene Ontology annotation, molecular function: FAD binding; monooxygenase activity. Gene Ontology annotation, biological process: secondary metabolite biosynthetic process. Bases 70 to 1377 code for a protein of 435 amino acids. The transcript has 6 exons. The record is from RefSeq and is a predicted model, not a curated record. Lineage: Eukaryota; Fungi; Ascomycota; Eurotiomycetes; Eurotiales; Aspergillaceae.
GCGUCUUUGUAGCCAUGCCCUUGGAUAAUCACCCUGCUGUAUGAGUGCCAACUUUAUACAGUAUUGGCCAUGAAAGUCAUUAUCGUCGGUGCCGGCCUAGGUGGUCUGGUGUGUGCCAUCGCGUGCCGCCGAGAAAACAUCGAAGUUGUCGUUCUGGAGCGAAGUGUGGAAAUAUCACCGGUCGGUGCGGGCAUUCAAAUCCCACCCAACGGUUCUCGAAUUAUGAAAGAGCUGGGCCUUUUGCCGCGGGUCCUGGAAAAAGGCGCCAUUAUAGAAUCGAUGGAUAUCCGACGGUACAAAGACGGAAGUGUAAUCACGUCUAUGCCCUGUGGAGAAACGGUCACUCGGGAAUACGGAGCGCCGUGGAUUAUGAUUCACCGAGCGGACUACCAAAUGAUUAUUCUAGAUAAGGCAAGAUCACUCGGCGUUGAUCUUCGCUUGAAUGCAGCGGUUGAGGACGUGAUACUAGAGAGUCCGCAUGUGGUCCUAGCUGGAGGAGAAAAAUUAUUUAGUGAUGUUGUAAUAGGGGCUGACGGCCUCUGGUCAUCAGUACGAAGUGCAAUCCUCAGUCGACCCUGUCUUCCCAUCGACACAGGAGAUCUCGCAUAUCGAGCCACUUUUUCCCGAGCUCAGCUGGAAGCCCUCGUCGAUCCACAAAUCAAUGAACUGUGUGCCAAAACUGCAGUGACAGCCUGGUUUGGACCAAAGAAUCAUGCAGUAUUUUACCCUAUCCGAGGGGCGACGGAGUUCAACCUUGUUCUGUUGCAGCCGGACGAUCUACCGGCUGGGGUGCGUACCCAGCAGGGCGAUCUAGAUGAGGUUCGCUACGGAUAUAGAGAUUGGGACGAGACUCUACAAAGACUGAUUUCUUGUGUUCCGUCGAUCUUGAAAUGGAAACUGUGUCAUCUCCCAGAACUAAGCAUAUGGUCAAAGGGCCACACCACACUCCUAGGCGACGCCUGUCAUCCAACCCUUCCGUACCAAGCCCAGGGAGCUGCUAUGGCGGUAGAAGACGGUGCCGUACUUGGAAUGCUGCUAGGUGCGGUUGCGUCCCGCAGAGGAAGUCUAACAGCAGGAACCAGAACUCCGGAUAUUCCCGACGUUCUUAAGCUAUAUGAAGAAAUCCGAAAGCCAUACACAUCUCGUAAUGUGAACGGCGCAGUGAGAAACAGAUCAAUAUUCCAUCUGGAGGACGGCAUAGUGCAAUGGCUCAGAGACAAGGUAAUGGGCUUAUCUGGGCUGACAAGGGAGACAGAUUGGAGUUACAUCAUGUCAUAUCGAUAUAGACAGAUGCUCGGGACUGACGUUUUGCGGGAAGCGGAGAGAGGACUGCAAAAGCUUUUAGGAGAAAUUAAUCUACACAGUCAUGAAGACUAGCCAAAUAUUGAUACAUACCCCAGUCAAGUCUACCGUUUAACCCCGACGUACCAAUAAAUAUUCACAAAAGGCCAGAAAACCAUCCUGCUCCCCGACUUGAACUCCCACCCGCUGAUAUCUAGGUCAGGCUGGUGUAGAAGUGUUUGAAUCUCCUCAGGAGUUCGACACCUCAUCGUAGAAAUCAGGCCAUCAAACGAGACAGCAAACGAUAGU